AUUUUUGUCUUUUUUAUUUCUGGAAUGCAGAUAUUUAUUUAACUGUAGUUUUGAAGGAUUUGUUGUAUUUAUUUGUUUACCAAGAUGGGUUGCGCUGGAUUCACCUGCUCCAAACACUCCCUGUGCGCGCUCAACAUCCUCUAUGUAAUGGUGAGCCUGCUGAUGAUCGGCAUCGCAGCAUGGGGGAUGUGGUUCGGUUUGGUCUCCAGUUUCCAGGUGGUGGGGGUCAUCAUCGGUGUGGGCGUCUUCCUCUUCUUCGUGGCCCUCGCCGGACUCAUCGGGGCCAUGAAGCAUCACCAGGUCCUGCUCUUCUUCUACAUGAUCAUCCUGUUCAUGGUUUUCAUCGUGCAGUUCUCUGUCUCCAGUGCCUGUUUGGCCAUUAACAGGGAGCAACAGGAUCACCUGCUGGAGGUGGCCUGGAAUAACUCUCAGAGCACUCAGAGGGAUGUGGAGAAGAGCCUUAACUGCUGUGGCUUCAAACAGUUGGACCCCAACCGCACCUGUGACGCUACUUGUUUCCCCAACCACUCGUGUAGGCCCUGUGCAGAUAAGAUCCAGGCACAUGUUGGAGAGGCUCUCCGCUUUGUGGGAGGGAUCGGACUCUUUUUCAGCUUCACCGAGAUUCUGGGAGUGUGGCUGACAUAUCGCUACAGGAACCAGAAGGACCCCAGAGCAAACCCCAGUGCUUUCCUGUGAGACAGCGCCACUGUGAACCUCCUCUGGGCUUUAACUGUAAAUACAAGACUGACCUGUGUGUCCACUGACUGCAGCAGCCAUGCUGUUAUAACAUGUUUGGUUUUCACAAGUGAAGUGUGUGAAGGAACACAUGUUGCUUGCAGUGUGACAGCUCUGCAUAAGAAAAGUGUCUGAUACUGAACAAGGUGAACAGUUAUACACUGAGCACAUGUGGGUGUAAGAAGAGGGAAUAUUGUUCACAGCGGUCUGCUGUAUAUUUCAGCCUGCCCGAUGUUGACCUGUUUUUUCCCCCCCUUUUUUGUUGUUUGUUUAUUCUAUAAAACAGUCAAUCCCACUGAACGCAAUAAUGUCAGCCACUGCUCUGUAUAUCAGUGACUAAAUUAUUUUCACCAUGUAGGAAAAUGUGAAUAUUGUGUGAACCUGGGAGUGUUUUUUGCUUAUAUGAGAAUGUGUGUGUGUUUGUUACCACUAGUUUAUUUUGCUCUUGGCUGUGUUCUGUCUAUUUGGCCUUUUGCAUGACUCUCCUGCAAUUAUACUGUAAUGAGCUACUGUAUGACAACUGCAACAGCACCCAUCUGAGCCUUUGUACUGUAAAACACAAUUAAAACACUAAUGGAAGAAAAAUAAA
Messenger RNA from Dicentrarchus labrax (European seabass), 1324 nucleotides. RefSeq names its product tetraspanin 13b (gene tspan13b). The transcript is spliced from 6 exons. The record is from RefSeq and is a predicted model, not a curated record. Lineage: Eukaryota; Metazoa; Chordata; Actinopteri; Moronidae. The coding region runs from base 85 to 696 and encodes 203 amino acids. Gene Ontology annotation, cellular component: membrane.